Messenger RNA from Bombyx mandarina (wild silkworm), 382 nucleotides. RefSeq lists its product as uncharacterized. The record is from RefSeq and is a predicted model, not a curated record. Lineage: Eukaryota; Metazoa; Arthropoda; Insecta; Lepidoptera; Bombycidae.
CAGAUGUAGGGUUUGUUGAUGACCUUCUUGAAUCAGUAUAUAUGCGUUUGAUUUCUGUGGAACUUCACAGUUUACUCUUCGGGAACGAUGAAAUACUUCUUGAUUUUCCUCGUGGUGUGCGUGGCGAUGGCUGCCGCUUCUCCCCAGGUGGUCGCAGCGUGGCCUGGUAUCGUGCCUGGCUUCGUCCCGUAUCCUGCAGCUAGGACCCUGGUAGCUGGUCCCACAGUUGUAAACAGCGCUUUCGGUCAUUACGUCGCCCCGGGAUACGUUGGACCGGCAAUCAUCUAAAUCCUUCAUCGUGUAAUAAACAUCAUGAAUCGGCAGUGUACCCUUGGCUUGUUAACCAUAUAUAUUGUAUAAUAAUAAAUUGGUAAACUUACUA